CCCCCAACUCAAUUUACAAUCAAAACAAUUACACACUUUUAUCCAACACUACUUUUGUAUCCUUUCCUGCCAUUAUGAAGUACAUUUACCGUAGACGUACGUCUUUUGUUUUCAUUCGUACCGCAUUACUUUUUUAACACGUUAUUUUCCUAUUCUUAUCAUCCUCGUAUCAUCAAGUCGAAAUAUACCUUUAUUUGUUGGAAUAGCACACCGUUAUCCACGAAAUAUUGGUUUUUGUAUGCGUUGUAAUCUUCGGUCCUCUCGUGCUCUACAUGCCCUCUCGUGUAAAUCCGCUGCUUUUUAUUGUAUUUGCUGCAUGUUUAAACUCACCAAUAUGUUUUGACCUUGACCUCUCCAGGUCUCCUUUGGCAAUUAGACCUAUUGUACUGCUUAUUUUAAAUAAAUACGUCGUAAAACGGAUAUCGACGUUGAAUUUUUUCAUGAUCCUCAAUAACAAUUCAUCUUCUUCUGCAUCUGAUGGUUUUAUUAUAAGAACUUGUUGUCGAUUUGCUGCAGUUAUGAGCUUUUUGAUCUCAAGGUCAAGUAGCCAAACUUAUAUCAAAGUAUAGUACCUAAUAAACGGCGGAAAGUGUUUUAAAAUUUGAGAAGCUGUUUAAUCUAGUUUUCAAAGAUGGCAUGACGUUGGACAUCUUUCCUACAAUGUUUCUUGU
Molecule: messenger RNA, 671 nt
Organism: Mucor mucedo
Lineage: Eukaryota; Fungi; Mucoromycota; Mucoromycetes; Mucorales; Mucoraceae
Exons: 4
Coding region: 273-569 (98 amino acids)
Source: RefSeq, a predicted model, not a curated record